AUGAAACAUCAAGCGGUUUCUUGGGCAAUCGCAUGCAAAGGUGUCCAACAACUCGACAUCAGGAUGCCUCCUUCCGUCACGUUCCUCGUGGCUGAAACAUGCUUGUUGGCAUCGGCGCUUAUCCCCCUCCGCUGGGUCCGUGGCAGCUGCCCCAAGAUCGCAACAAAGCUGGCGCGGAUUAACAACUGCGGUUACGCAUGUGCAAACUUGCUCUUCCUUCCUGCCGCAGUGGCUGUGCUUCUUCCCCAUCUUCUACAUGAAGAGACCUGGAGCAAUGGCCUCCCUUUAAGCGAGCGCAUUGACGUCACCUUGGGCAUCUACUUCUAUUCGAAGGCGUGGGAAUUCCUCGACAUAGCUCUGGUGUCUCUGAUGGGCAUUCAGCCAAACCUUCACUUCAUGGUCCAUCACGUUUCCACACCCUGCCUGGCCUGGCUUAUUUGGACCUUCAGAUCCGCCAGUGGCGCAUUGUUUCUGCAGGCGAAUGUCCUGAUGCACAUCGUCCUGUACGCAUAUUUUGGCGGGGCGCGCUCACAGCUGGUGCUCCACUUCACCCGAGUCUGUGGCCAUCUCCAGCUCACGCUUGGCAUCAUCGGGAGCACUUUGGUGCUGCGGAACAAGCUGAGAGUCGACCUACUGGAUGGCAGUGUAUUGGCAGAAGGAGGUCUGCUCCUCUUGUACCUGACAUAUCUGGCACUCCUACGGCUGGAGCUCGCGGAGGAUCGAAAGACUAAGGCGACCUAA
This is a messenger RNA of Symbiodinium natans, 741 nucleotides long. The record is from the annotation of a GenBank genome assembly. Lineage: Eukaryota; Dinophyceae; Suessiales; Symbiodiniaceae.